UAACAGGCCGGUGGGGGCUUGGGGGUGGGUCGAGAAGUAGGCCCCGCCCCGCCGGGUUACCAUGGCAGCAGUGGCUGUCCUGAGUGAGAGAGGAUGGCGAAGUCAGGCGCGGCUCGGAGCGGAGCGGCUUUCAAAUGGAGAUAACCCUGUAAGACCCAGUCACCUCCACUACAGCGAGUGCGACUCACCCUGACCUCAAACCGUUAUCUACUAACCCAAAAAAAACUGCACAAAGCAUGGCGGACAAUGACAACUCACCAUCUACAAAGCCCUUUGUGGGAGAGAUCAAAAGUGGGUUGAAACCAUCCAUGAAGAUGAGUAUCACAGGAAUGGUUCAUUCACAUCCCAACAGCUUUGUACUAAGUCUCAUUGGCAACCCUUCAGAACCAGAUACAGACGUGGGCCUUGAAGUGACUGUUAACUUCAGGGAUCGCUCAGUUAUACGGAAUGCCAAAGUUUCAGGCAAAUGGGGGAAAGAAGAGAAAAACAUACCAUACUUCCCUUUCACGGCAAUGCAGCACUUCAAGAUGGAAAUCCUAUGUGAACACCAGCAAUUCCGGGUUCAAGUGGAUGGACAAAGGCUGUUUGAUUUUACGCAUCGCAUCCAACAACUACAAAAACUAACUGCUUUAAAAAUUACAGGCGAUGUUCGACUGACAAAAGUAGUUUAAUCUUAGUAAUAAAAGUUCUCAAGAGAAGACAAUCAAAAAUGUGUGGUUCCCCCAGCUGCUAUAUUUCAAGUUAAAGUCUGCAGACUGAUCCUGCACCAACUGGCUUUCUAAGCAGCAGAACAAUUUCUUUUUGCAAACAUGGGAAAAGUGUACUUUCAAAAAAACAAUAAAAAUCAACAACAUUCGUUCA
This is a messenger RNA of Hemiscyllium ocellatum (epaulette shark), 861 nucleotides long. Its product is annotated as Galectin-related protein A-like. The coding region runs from base 237 to 671 and encodes 144 amino acids. The record is from RefSeq and is a predicted model, not a curated record. NCBI's taxonomy places the organism in Eukaryota, Metazoa, Chordata, Chondrichthyes, Orectolobiformes, Hemiscylliidae. The transcript is spliced from 4 exons. Gene Ontology annotation, molecular function: carbohydrate binding.